Molecule: messenger RNA, 192 nt
Organism: Heterostelium album PN500
Lineage: Eukaryota; Evosea; Eumycetozoa; Acytosteliales; Acytosteliaceae
Exons: 2
Coding region: 1-192 (63 amino acids)
Source: RefSeq, a predicted model, not a curated record
AUGACUCUAAUAAGAAAUCUAACUAAACUAGGUGGUUUGAAUUCAUCUUUGAAUUCAAGUAUUCAAAAAGAUAUUAUUGGGGUUGGUUCUAAAGACAAUCAUUUAAUUAUACAGGAAGGAAACAAAACAACAAGACAUAUUGAAUAUAGUUCUUUUAUGGGAUAUCCUACUUGGAGAUGGGUAGAUGAUUAA